CAUAUCUCUGAAGAGUACAAGUGCCAAAUUAUCUCAUAACAAGUCACCCUCCGUCGGGGCAUUGAUGGGUCAUGGAGAGCGGCAUAAUUCCAACACUGUCAGACUUCUACCUGUCUGAGGAACGGGGAUUCUUGCCUGCAGAAGACCCACUGGAGUCCCUUCCUCCUUACUUCAGCCCAUGGGUGGAGCUGGCCAGGGAUUCACCCAAGUUACUCCAACAACAACAGCUGAGAGAGUGUGUACACAAGCUCCCUCUCCUUGACCACACCCGGCUACAGGGUCCCCUGGAGUGGCACCUGGCCCACCUGUUGCUCAGCACCAUCGGCCACGCCUACGUGUGGCAGGCGGGGGAGGCAGGUGUACCAGACUUCCUGCCCCGCAGCGUCGCUGUUCCCUGGUACCAUGUGUCGGAGCACCUCGGGGUUCCACCAAUCAUCUCUCACCAUUGUGUCAGCCUGGCCAAUUGGAAGAAGAAGGAUCCCAAGGGGCCGCUAGAGCUGGACAAUCUUCAAUUACUCUUCUGCAUCACCUGUCCUCGAGACUUCUCCUGGUUUGCCUUGAUACCCCUUCAAAUAGAGAUUGACUUUAUCGCAGCUUUACCUCUGGUUUUAGAGGCACAGAAAGGGGUACUUGAAGGCAAUUCCAAGUCAACCAGAGAUGCUCUCACUGCCAUUAUACCUGUACUGAAGAAAAUGAAGCAGACGUUAGGUAGAAUGAAGGAGCAGUGUGACACGGAAGUGUUCUACAACCAGCUGCGGUACUUCCUGUCAGGCUGGAAGGACAACCCCGCCCUCCCCCGUGGGUUGAUCUACGAGGGUGUUAGGGACGAACCGUUCCAGCUUUCUGGGGGAAGUGCUGCCCAAGUCGCAACAAUACAAUGCCUGGAUGAGUUUCUCGGAAUCAAACAUAAUGGCAGAGAAGGUGCCUUCCUGAUGAGGAUGAGGGACCACAUGCUACCGGCUCACAGGAACUUCAUAGCUGAUGUGGGCAAGGGUCCGUCCGUACGCAACUUUGUGUCAAACACUGAUGAUCAGGAGUUGAGGACUGCAUAUAAUACCUGCGUGUCCACACUCAGAGACUUCCGCUCACUGCAUAUUAGUAUCAUUGCAAGCUACAUUGUCAUCCCUUCCAAGAGAGCCAAGGGGCACAAGGUUGAAGGAUUAGCAAAUGUUGGCACGGGUGGAACAGGUAUCAUGACGUUCCUGAAGAGUGUACGAGACACCACAACUGCUGCUCUCCUGCCGGAUGUGUCUGGCACCUGAUUGGUCACCGACAUUGUAGCCUGACUAAAUCAAGCUUCUAGCAGCCCUUUGACCGAUCAGGCCUCUAGAAGGACCCGAUAAGCCCCCGGCAGAAAGGGAUUGUGCCAAAGAGGCUACCAACAGUGGGGAAGGAACUAAUUAUCCCGUCAUAUGUUGGUAGUUCCUACCUCAGAUUACAAAUGAACUGUAAGGCCAGAUCUUUUUACAAAUAGAAUGUACAUGUAUAUUUUCAUAAAAUGAAGAGAUAAAUUAUCAAUGAAGAGAUUAUUUUGACUUGAUCUUUAAUGUGAUGUUUUUAAACUUUUAAAUUUCUAUGUGUAGACUGCUGCUCUAAUUUCAAUUAGCAACAUAACGAGAUUCAUUUGCUCAAGACAACUGUUGAAGAAAAAUGUGUUCUAUCUUUAUUACAAAGUUUCAAACUGCUGUACAGAACAUUUUAUUUACAGCAUGACUGAUAGCAUCAAAUCCUUGAAGUAAAUUAUACAGAACAUUCAACAAAUCUAUGGAAGGGAACAUCCAUACAUUGUACCUUACAUCAAUUAAUUUGUUCUUAUAUCUGCAAUACAAUGCUUUAUACAUUGUGGAUUCAACUACAACUGUUGAAAAUGUUGUGAAUUCACCCCACAAAAACUCCUAUUUGUCAAUCUGACCAAGAAAGAAAUAAAAAA
Molecule: messenger RNA, 1930 nt
Organism: Branchiostoma floridae (Florida lancelet)
Lineage: Eukaryota; Metazoa; Chordata; Leptocardii; Amphioxiformes; Branchiostomatidae
Product: indoleamine 2,3-dioxygenase 2-like
Exons: 7
Coding region: 72-1262 (396 amino acids)
Biological process (GO): 'de novo' NAD+ biosynthetic process from L-tryptophan
Cellular component (GO): cytoplasm
Molecular function (GO): L-tryptophan 2,3-dioxygenase activity; heme binding; indoleamine 2,3-dioxygenase activity
Source: RefSeq, a predicted model, not a curated record